Ailuropoda melanoleuca (giant panda) is the source of this 4493-nucleotide messenger RNA. RefSeq names its product APC membrane recruitment protein 3 (gene AMER3). Gene Ontology annotation, molecular function: phosphatidylinositol-4,5-bisphosphate binding; beta-catenin binding. Bases 845 to 3283 code for a protein of 812 amino acids. Gene Ontology annotation, cellular component: plasma membrane. NCBI's taxonomy places the organism in Eukaryota, Metazoa, Chordata, Mammalia, Carnivora, Ursidae. The transcript is spliced from 2 exons. Gene Ontology annotation, biological process: regulation of canonical Wnt signaling pathway. The record is from RefSeq and is a predicted model, not a curated record.
UCCCACAACGUUUCCGCUUUUCCCAAGAAUGCAGAACGGCAAAGCAACAGCAGACCUCACAGCCCUAAAGGAAGUGCCUUGUUUUUUCCCACAAAUAAUAUAAUCCGGUCCCAAGAAGGCACUCUGUAAAGAAGGUUCUGUAAGAUUCUGCCCUGCAUCCUGAGAUUGGUCUGACCCUUUUUCCAAGGCCGGUCUGAAUCCUGCAUAGGAGUCGCGACUAGGCCCCGUGUGACGGAGCCCUUCCGAGACGGUUGGGGUUAAAUCUGCCUGGACGCUACGAGCUGCGGAGAUCAGCGCACCCAAACCUAUGCGUUCUAAGGCUUUCGGACCACUGCGCAGACACGCCGUCCGGAGCCAGAGGAGACCACUGCGCGGCUGUACGUCCCGGCAGCACCCGCAGCUGGGCCUGAGGGAGGCAAAACCACAGCCUCGCGGGGAGACAGGGACAGAGACCGGGAGAAAUACUAACAAAGCGAGACCGACGGAGGUCCGGGUGGCACCGAGGCUGUGGUUCUCCGGGAGCAGCCCCCACCCCGGCCCAACUCCUUUCACCUCGCCCCCUGCUGCGCGGCCGACGGACUCCCGGCCCCGCCCCCACCCCGCUGCCCUCCCGCGGCUUAACCCUUGCCUGCCCGCCUCCUGCCACAGAGGCCCGCCUCUCCAAGCCGCGGCGGGGGGGGCGCGAGCCCUCCUCCUCCCCCACCCCGCGGGGGCGCGCGGCGCCAGGAGCUGACCGUGGUGCUGAGCUAGGCGCGCGGCUUGGGCUCGGGCGCGGCUCCCGGCCCUGCCAAGGCCCCGUACUGCGACACUCCCGGCCACCAGCGAAGCCUGGGGCACUGGCAGCAUGGAGCUGAAGAGAGGAAAGACCUUCAUCAAAUCCAGCCUGCAGAUUUCCCAUGAGAAAUCCCCAGAUCCAGCAGCCACCACUCUGGCCAGGGAGGAUGCAAGUCCCUGGUCAGUCUCACCAGGAGGGCAACAGCAGCCCCACAGUGAAAGGGCCCUGCAGGUUAGUCCCAGCGCCCAAGGAUAUGACAGAUGCUCUAACAAGGGGGCAGAGCCAGAACCCGAGGUGGGGGCUGCAGCCUUCUGUGGGGCCACCUUCAAACUGGUACGAAAGAGCAAGACUCAUGACAGUGUGCCCGGGGCUGGCAGGGCGAGCACAGCCUCAGGGCAGCUGGUGGGCAGCACAAGCUUCCCAGGGCCCUCCAGCAGCCAGCGCAUGAUUGAUUACCGCCACUUUGUGCCCCAGAUGCCCUUUGUGCCAGCGGUGGCCAAGAGCAUCCCAAGGAAGAGGAUCUCCCUGAAACGACCUAAGAAGUGCUUUCGGAACCUAUUCCACAUUCGCAGAAACAAGACUGAGAACUUGGCCUCACUGGUGACCAAGGGGGACAGCCUGUCUUCCCCUGGGGGCCCAUCAGAGGCUGGCGGGCAACCAGGCAAAGCGUUCUUCCCCUUAGGUGAGGGACUAGGGCCAGACAGCCUGUGCCAGGACCUAUCUGACAGUGAGCUCCUGCCUGACUCUUCCUUUGACCUCUGCAGGGCCCUGUGUGAGGAUGUGGCCUCACUCAAGAGCUUUGACUCUCUCACGGGCUGUGGGGAGAUCUUUGCAGAUGAAAGCUCAGUGCCAUCCCUGGAACUGAACGAGGGCCUGGAGAGCCCAGCCCAGGUAUCACAGGCCCUUGAAAACAAGGUUCUUAGGGGCCCCUUCCAGGGCAGUGUGGAACAGCUGGCAUCACCUGCCCAAAACGAGAUGUCUGACUUUGCCAAGUUCUGGGACAGUGUGAAUCAUUCUGUGAGGCAGCAGCACCGUGCCCUCCUGGGGCCAUGGCUGGGGGGUCCCCAGGGGACAGACACAGACCGGCCCAGGCUAGAUGCAGCUGGGCUUGCUGAGCUCCCCCUGUGUCCCUGCAGAGACCCUCACAGUGGCUCCAAAGCCAGCUCCAUAGACACAGGUACCCCUAAAAGCGAACAGCCAGAAUCCGUGUCCACGAGUGAUGAGGGCUACUAUGACUCCUUCUCACCUGGGCUUGAGGAGGACAAGAAGGAGGCUUCAAGCCCAGGCACACCUGCAGCUGCCUUCCCCCGGGACAGUUACAGUGGAGAUGCCCUCUAUGAGCUCUUCUAUGACCCCAGCGAGGGCCCUGUUGGCCCAAGUCUGGAUGAUGACCUAUGUGUGUCUGAGAGUCUGUCAGGGCCAGCACUAGGAGCACCACUGUCCAUGUGCAGCUUCCACGUAGGGGCAGAGGAGAACUUGGCCCCAGCACCAGGCCCAGACCUGCUCAGCCAGGGCUUUUUGCAAAGCUCCUGGAAGGGCAAGGAGUGCCUGUUAAAGCUCUGUGACACUGAGCUUGCCAUCACCAUGGGCAUUAUCAACUGGCUUCGCCGUGGCCCUGAACUCCGCACCCCACCUGCCUCAGCCCCUAGAGAAACUGCAACCUCACCCAGGGGAGAGGCAGAGAAGCUGGUUGCUGGCUCCAAGAAAAAGGGCCCAGAUCCAGUGAAGCUGGAAGGCAGGGGGGCUGGGGCUUCAGAUGCAGGUAGGACCACUGUGGGCUCAGCACCCAGCAGGCGGGAGUUGUGGGCACAUUUGGGUCCCAAGGGCCUGCUCCCUGGAGAGAGCAAGGUCCUAGGAGGGCCCGAGCAGGGAACCAGCAUUCUCUCCGGGGACCCAUCUCUGGAGUGUGUGCAGGUCUCUGGGGAAGGAGGGACACAAGGCUGCCAUGAAAGUUUGUUCUCCUCUUUGGGGUCUGCAGCCUCUGAAACAACAGACACUUCCAGCAAAAAUAAGGUCCCAAACCAUUGGCCUGGCUUCCAGGACCCCACACCUCCUGGGAAUCAGGAGUGUUUCCAAGAUCCCUGGAGGCCAGGUCCUGGCGGAAGCACCCUCAAUGUAGAGCCCACCCUGGCAGGCUGUGUGGCCCAGGUUGCAGGCCUGCACAUCCACCCAGACUACGAGCCCUCUACUACACAGUCCCCAAGGCAGGACAUAAACAGUGGGCUCUGUAGGCAGCCUCAGGCCAGGGGCCCUGAUAUUCUCCAACAAAAAGAACCUAACAGCUUCCCUAGCGUGCCAGUUGUGUGUGGCCUGCCCUCCCUGGCUAGUCCACCCCACGGCCCACAGGACAAGAGGUACCCGGGCCACAUCCUGGACCUUAGCCGGCUCAAGGUGGAGCCCACCAGGAUGGAUGCCCAGGCUCAUCAUGCCUCUGUGGAUGACCAGCCCCUGCAGCUCAGUUCAAGGGCUGUGGAGCAGGCAGCACAUAAGGGCCAACUGGACUCGUAGCCCCUCUUGGCCCUACUACCCAGCUGAGCCCCUGGGGCCAACUGCCAGAAAUCCUGGACCUCACUUCCAUCAUCCAGUACAAGCUAGCCCCCUCUGCAAGUGUCCCAGAAAGUUGCUACAGUUUCCUGGCCCAUGAGGGCCUCCUCUGCAACAAGCUGGAAGUAGGGGCCCCCAGACCAGCCACGGCUGAGCCUCACCUGUAGCAUGGGUCCUCACUCACCAGACACUGUGUCUUUGUGGCCACAUUCAAGAGAACCUAACACCCAAAUCUCCAUCCUUUGUCCCUGAUAUAACGACUGCUGGGGUGGGGGUAGCAGGACACAGGCAAGUGGAGCAGAACAUUUUAGUGUGGAGGCAUCCAUUCCUGAACCAGCUCAGCUAGACCAGCUACUGGGCAGCCUAAGGCCAAGGAUAGCUGCGCAGCUGCCAUUGCUCUCAAAGUGUGCCUCACUGAUUUCCCCACAAAGAAAUGAAGACUGGAAUCGCAGUUGGUUGUGAAGUGGCCACAACUGGCUUCUCCUCACACAGCAUGUUAGAGGGAGGAGCUCAGGCUUAAAACUGAUGGGAAGAUAACAGUACAUCUUAUAAAUGGGAAAUAGAGGGUGCCAAGAAGUCUGCAUAGUGGCUGAGAAAAAUAAAUGUGUGGUUUAAGGCUUAGGGGUGGGAUGCAGAGUGAGAGAGAGGCAGGGUAGGGUGCUGUGGAUGAGCUCAGGAAUGUCCACUCGCCCCACACCAGUCUGCUCUCUACCCCCAAGACUAGUAGUCACAGUGUACUGGGGCCCUGAAGGACUUCUCAUGAGAAUGAGAAGGAGGACCAGCCUCAUCUCGUUAAGAGCCUCGAAUCAGCAGACAACAUAUGUUACUGUGCAAACCUGCUAGGGCUAGACCCUGCAGAUCCUAGUCAAUGGGUGUUGGCAAAUUCUUUAUUAUAAAUCAGACCAGUAAUUUUCCACAACUUCUCUAAAUGAAGCCAAGGAUGGCAAAAUGUUCUUAGGGAAGAAGCUGAUUGAUUGUCCACUGCCAUUCUCUCCCCUCCACAUUGUCAACAUCUUUGCCUCCCCUUUCAGGAAAACUUACCUCAAAAUGGAGCUGUAACUCUCAUCUUGCUGAAAGCCACAGCAACAUGCACAGUACCAAAUGUUCAAAAUCAUGGAGGGAAAAGGUGGCCCGCAUCCUCAGGAAGGGCAAGUGUCAGGACAUCAGGUACAGU